Messenger RNA from Chilo suppressalis (striped riceborer), 1646 nucleotides. The record is from the annotation of a GenBank genome assembly. Lineage: Eukaryota; Metazoa; Arthropoda; Insecta; Lepidoptera; Crambidae.
GUUGCGCAGGGCGCUUACCCAAGGGAAGUCCUCUGCUGCCGUCCUCAAGCUAAAACGCAGCAAAAUGACAAAACCAACUUUUAAGGUCCGACAAAUGACUCCACGAUCAGUGACGGUGAAGUCCAGAUGCGAAGAUAGCUGAUACUGCAGUUCUACUUGCCACACCAGCCAUCCUCACCCUGUCGGCCUGCAUGUUGCUUCUUCACACCUCUUUUAAAGGAUCCCAGGUUGUAAGAGGGAGAAAACACGUGAGUGGGCAGAGCAUUCCAUUUACGGAUAGUGCGAUAAAGAAAUGAGUCACCAAAUUUCUUUGUACGCGUUGGAAUUGCGGCACAGUUAGACGGUGACAACGUAGGCCAGCUUCUGAAGGAAAGGGGAAGGUGGAAUAAGGUAGAAUAACUCCUCAGAACACUUACCGUGGUACAUAGAACGCGAUAAGUGACACCACGUCACGUCAAUAUAGAAUAAGAUAUAGAUCUUCAUAUACACCAAAAAUAAUACCAUUCACACUAUAUAAAUGUUAUUUCUCCUUUUUGAAUACCCACUGAGUUUACGCUCUGGCAAUUCUGCGACAUACAUUUCUGCACCCCAACCCUCAACUCUACGAUUUCCAUUGUCUAUGAACCCACCCCCUGACGUCACAGUGAAAAUCGACCAAUCCCGACGGGCACGGUGCUCCACGGCCCUCACAAGUACGUACAGCUAGUGUGGCCGCACCGCGCAUCACUUCGCACCUUUUUAUCCACUGUUUUCGUUUUGCGACAAUAAUGUUCCGUUCGAUUACGCUAUAUGCUGUGAUGGAAAUCGUUUAAAAUGUGUACAUAACAUAAUCGUAUAUUUGUGAAGUUUGUAAAUGGUUUCAUUUUAUUUUUACACCGGAUUAUCAUAGGUUUCUAAAGUUACGUUAGGGGGUGGUGCCGUGAUGCCAGUUCGUAAGCAAGAGGCCCACCGAGCAUUAGAACUGCUGGAAGACUACCACAGUAAGCUGGUGAAACCCCAGGACCGCCAACUGCGUCUCGCCAUUGAAAGAGUCAUCAGAAUAUUCAAAUCCAGGCUUUUUCAAGCUCUUCUAGGUAAGAUUUUACAUAAGCCUCUAAUUCUCUAUCAACUUAGAAGCUCGAUCGGCUCACUGAAAUACUUACCUACCUCAAUGUCAAAGCAAUAAGAACACAUAAAUAAUACAUUUAUGAAGCAGGUGUACUUAUUCCAGAAAAUCUUCAAAAUAAUUAUUAACUUUAGGUAACCUUAACGUUACCGGACUAUAAUUUAUAUGAAGCGUUAUGCUUAUCAUGAUGAAGAAAUUGUUAUCAUUAUAGUUUUAACAAAGAAAUAAGGUAAGAAUUAUAAAGCCUUUAUUAACCAGAAUAAUAUUAAAAUAACUAGGAAAUAACAGUUCAGUUUGUUAAUUAUAGAUGCGUUAAGAUUGAAAAAGAAGAAGUAAGAAUAUGACAUGGCCAAUCACGACCAUAUUUACUUGUGACCAUUUAUCUAUCUGUGACCUUAAAUAAGUUCAUGUUUGAGUUCAUUGAACUAUUAUCAUGCAAAAGUAUUGAUGAACCACACGUACGCUAUUUACGUACUGGACUGUAUAUAUAUCUAAUCGGUAAUUAAUUUUUACACUUAUGCCACGUUGCCCUUAAUACGUC